AUGUCCCUGGCGGCGGCGGCCCUGACGCUGACGGCGGCGACGAAGAUCAAGAACAAGGGCAGCGUGUCCGUCCAGGUCGUCGUGCGAUGCCGGCCGCUGAACAAGAAGGAGAUCACGGAGGAGCGCACGCCGAUCAUCGAGGUCGACGCGACGCGCCAACUCGCGCAGAAGAAGCAGUUCACGUUCGACGCCUGCUACGACGAGAAGUCGACGCAGAAGCAGUUCUACGAGGAGUCGUGCUACCCCUUGGUCGAGAGCGUCAUGGAGGGCUUCAACGGCACCAUCUUCGCGUAUGGGCAGACGGGCUGCGGCAAGACGUGGACCAUGCAGGGCCCGUCCCAGCCCAAGGAGCUGCGGGGCGUCAUCCCGUCGUCCUUCGACCACAUCUUCGAGAACAUCCGCGUCUCCAAGGGCGUCGAGUACCUCGUGCGGUGCUCGUACCUCGAGAUCUACAACGAGGAGAUCCGGGACCUGCUGGGCAACGACCCCAAGGCGCGGUGCGAGCUCAAGGAGGACCCGAGCCGCGGCGUCUACGUCAAGGGGCUGAGCAACGUCGUCGUCCAGGACGAGGCGACGAUCAACCGCGUCAUGGACACGGGCCUGGAGAACCGGACGACGGGCGCGACGCUCAUGAACGAGGGGUCGUCGCGGUCCCACAGCAUCUUUACGUUGGUGCUCGAGAUGAACACGGUCGACGCCGACGGCAAGGACCACUUCACCAUGGGCAAGCUGAACCUCGUGGACCUGGCGGGCUCCGAGCGCCAGUCGAAGACGGGCGCGACGGGCGACCGGCUCAAGGAGGGCUGCAAGAUCAACCUGUCGCUGUCGGCCCUGGGCAACGUCAUCUCGGCGCUCGUCGACGGCAAGGGCAAGCACAUCCCCUACCGCGACUCGAAGCUCACGCGGCUCCUCCAGGACUCGCUCGGCGGCAACACGAAGACGCUCAUGGUCGCGGCGAUCUCGCCCGCGGACUACAACUACGACGAGACGCUGAGCACGCUGCGCUACGCGAACCGCGCGAAGAACAUCAAGAACAAGCCCAAGAUCAACGAGGACCCCAAGGACGCGAUGCUCCGCGAGUACAAGUCGGAGAUCGACCGCCUGAAGCAGCUCCUCGAGGCGCAGCAGCACGCGGCGGCGGCGGGCCCGGGCGUGGCCCUCGGGGCGCCGCCGCCGGCCCUGGCGGCGCCGUCGCUGUCCGCGGCCAUGGUCAUCCCGAAGCAGCACGUGCAGCAGCACGGCGCCCUCGAGGAGUACAACUCGUCCCUGGUAGAGCAGCAGAAGCGCCUCGGCCGCGAGCUCGAGAAGCAGAAGCGCAUGAGCGUCGCCGCGCAGAGCGGCGCCGAGGAUUUGGCGAGGAAGCUCGCGGAUUUACAGAGAAAGGUCCCCGCCGAGGACCUGGACAAGAUCCUCGCGCGCCGCGAGAAGCGGCACCGGGACAUGGAGGACCGGCUCCGCGAGCGGAAAAGGCAGACCGAGGAGGCCGAGGCCGCGCGGCGCGCGGCCGAGGAGGAGAAGGAGGCCAUCGAGGAGAAUCUGAAGGCCGUGGAGUCCCAGGCGACGCAGCGCGAGCGCCAGAUCACGCGGCGGCGCAAGCGCGCGGAGCGGAAAUUGCUCGACGCGCAGCAGGAGAUCGAGGACCUGACGGCCGAGUUCCAGCGCGAGCGCGAGGCCCACCUCGACGCGUUGCGCGAGGCGAACCGCGAGGCCCAGCUCUGGCGCCAGGUCUCCGAGCUCGUCCUGCCGCCCAAGGAGGUGGCCCGGGUCUGGCAGCGGUCGACGUACGAGGAGGAUCUGGAGAAGUGGCAGCUGCCCCAGCUCCUCAAGCCCAAGCGCGACUACCAGAACCUCCAGUGCCCGCCGUUGCCGACGCUCGGCGGCGGCGGCGCCUUCGCGCCGGCCAAGGGCGGCGCCGCGGCCGCGCUCUUCGACGGCGGCGGCGCCUUCGACGACGAGGUCCUCGACACGGGCCGCAGCGAGACGCCGGGUUUGCCGUUGGGCUCGGCGCGCGACGUCGACUACGGCGAGCGGCCCUCGAGCCGCCCGGGCUCGCGCCCCUCCACCAAGGACCGCGAGCGCGAGCGCAAGCGCGAGGAGCGGCGCGCGGCGCGCCGCGACGCGAAGCGCCGCGAGCGCGAGGAGCGACGGGCGAGCAAGGGCGCCGGGGCCGACGACGCCGACGCGGGCCUGCCCCCGACCUGGGACCAGGGCUUCGAGCCCAAGCCCGAGAAGCAGCGACGGUCGAAGAAGGAGCCGUCCCUCGCCGCCGCGCGCGAGGGCAACUUCGACGUCUCCUUCUAG
Molecule: messenger RNA, 2301 nt
Organism: Aureococcus anophagefferens
Lineage: Eukaryota; Pelagophyceae; Pelagomonadales; Pelagomonadaceae
Exons: 4
Coding region: 1-2301 (766 amino acids)
Biological process (GO): microtubule-based movement
Molecular function (GO): microtubule motor activity; microtubule binding; ATP binding
Source: RefSeq, a predicted model, not a curated record